Molecule: messenger RNA, 2217 nt
Organism: Cyphellophora attinorum
Lineage: Eukaryota; Fungi; Ascomycota; Eurotiomycetes; Chaetothyriales; Cyphellophoraceae
Product: Pisatin demethylase
Exons: 4
Coding region: 1-2217 (738 amino acids)
Molecular function (GO): oxidoreductase activity, acting on paired donors, with incorporation or reduction of molecular oxygen; monooxygenase activity; iron ion binding
Source: RefSeq, a predicted model, not a curated record
AUGAGCGUUCAUAUGGGGCUUCUGGCCUCUGGCAAUCUUGCCAUCGCGGCCUUUGUGAUCGCAUGCAUUGGUAUACUUUGCUAUGUGCUUAGUCUUCGCUUCAAAAGCCAUAUUCGAACCAUUCCAGGCCCUUUCCUAGCAUCGUUCACCGACGCCUGGCGCCUGAUACAAGUCAAUAAGGGCCGCUUCGAACUAGUGAACCAAGACCUGCACGACAAGUAUGGCGAGCUCGUUCGCGUGGGACCGAACUGUAUCAGCGUGGGUGACCCUCACGAAAUUAAGCAGAUUUAUGGCAUCACCAGACUAUUCGAGAAGUCGGACUACUACAAAGUCGCCCAACAGAUCGUCAAGGGCAAGCGUGUGGCAUCUCUGUUCAUGAUCACAAAUGAGAAGCAGCAUCAAGCCGCCAAGCGGCCGAUAGCUCAUGCCUACUCAAUGACUUCGAUGCUCGACUACGAGCCUCUUGUCGAUAGCACCUCGAAAGUUCUUGUCGAGAAGAUUGACAAGCUCUUCGCGGACACAGGCGCCAUCUGCGACUUCGGAGAGUAUCUUCAAUGGUAUGCCUUCGACGUAGUUGGUGAGAUGACCUUCAGUCGCCGCUUCGGUUUCCUGGAACAGGGAACAGACGUCGAGAACAUGAUCAGCGUCGUCCAAGAUUCCGGGUGGUACACGGCAGUGGUCGGGCAGAUGCCAUGGCUUGACUACAUUUUUGCGAAAAAUCCCGUGGUGCCUAAUCCAUGGGCGAAGAAGAAAUCAGCCAUCUCGAACUUUGUGAUGUCGUUUCUGCAGCCCAGGAUAGAGAAGGCCCGACUUGGGGAGGCUGCGCUUAGCCAAUCGACCAGGAGCACAGACCUGACGUCCAAGUUCAUCGCUGCCGCAGCGAAGUUUCACAAUACGAUCCCUCCGUCGCAGCUGCUGGGCUGGUCACUGAGCAAUAUCAACGCGGGAUCUGACAGCACUGCGAUCACGCUGAGAGCCAUCUUUCACUUCCUAUGCCUCAACCCAAGCACCAUGGCCAAGCUCGUGGCAGAGCUCGACGACGCCAACCUGUCAAACCUCCCUCAGUACCGCGAAACCAUCAAUCUCCCCUACCUACAAGUAGUUGUCAAAGAAGCAAUCCGGCUGCACGCGCCAGUCGGAGUGAUCCUCGAGCGAAUUGUCCCAGAAGAAGGCGCCACCAUCUGCGGCCACUACUUCCCAGCCGGCACGGUGGUUGGCUGCAAUCCCGCCGUGGUGCACAUGAACCGGGGUAUCUAUGGUCGGAGAUACGAUGUCCGCAGAUUUGUGCCCGAACGAUGGCUCGAUGCUUCUGAGGAGGAAAGAGCAGAAAUGGACCGCUGCUGGAUGGCUUUUGGGAGUGGAAAGCGGUCGUGCAUUGGGAAGAAUAUCAUGUGCAUCUCCGACACGCACACCCUCAAACCACCGUACCUCCCGCCAGGUGACGUGCUGAUCCACGCUGGCGACCUGACCAACGACGGCACGAUUCCCGAGCUUCAGGACCAUAUUGACUGGCUCGAUUCCCUUCCUUACCAGCACAAGAUCGCGAUCGCUGGCAACCACGACACAUAUCUCGAUGCGCGGACUCGCACAUCGCUGCCUGAAGCGUCGCGUAUCGGUGAGCUGGAUUGGAAGAGCAUCCACUACCUCCAGCACAGCGUCGUGACACUCGACCUCCCAAGUGCAAGUCACCCAAGCAAACGUACCCUGAAGUUCUACGGCGCGCCGCAGAUCCCCGCCUGUGGUCCAUAUUCGACGCACGCGUUCCAGUACGAUAGGGGCGAUCAGGAUAUGUGGACGGACACUGUGCCGAGUGGAGUUGAUGUACUGAUCACACACACGCCACCGAAGUACCAUCUCGACGUGCCGCUACCUUCUGGCCUGGGCUGUGAGUUCUUGUUGAAGGAGCUGUGGCGCGUGAAGCCGCGGCUGCAUGUGAUUGGGCAUGUUCACUGGGGUGCUGGCGCGGAGACUUGCUGGUGGGAUGAAGCUCAGAAGGCGUUUGAGAGAGGAAUGGCGGGCGAUGAUAAGCGCUAUGGAGGCUGCCUCAACGUUGGGAUAUGGUUGAGUAUAGUGAAAGUUGUGGUUUUCGGGACUGGGGGGGUGCUUCGCAGCUGGGUCUUUGGGACUGCCUCGAGCGCCACGCAAAUGGUCAACGCUGCUCAAAUGGUGGGCCAUACUGGAAAGCUGGGUGGCCGAGUGGCCGUCGUGAACAUUUAA